AUGGAAGAGAAGAAGGAGAAAGAAAUCAAGGUACCGCAGAACAUAUCAUCCAUGGCUGCUUCUAAGAAUCUCUUUCUUGCGUCUCUCCUUCUAGCAAUCCUGCUUCGUGCCACGGCUCAGUGCCCGGAAGGCAAGCUCGACAUCGCCGUGGUGGAGACCGGCCGGACGGUGGCCGGAAAGAUGGAGUGGAAGGUGACCGUGACCAACAUUUGCUUCUGCACGCAAUCGAACUUGGUGCUGAACUGCCCCGACUUCUCCACCGCCGAGGCGAUCGACGAUGCCGUUUUCAGGCAGGUGGACCACGGCCACUGCCUCGUCAGGGGCGGAGAGCCCAUCCACGGCGAUGAAACCGUCACUUUCAAAUACGCAGCCGACCGCCAGACUCGCUUCUCCUACUCUUCUUCCACAAUCUCCUGCUCUUAG
Messenger RNA from Nymphaea colorata (pocket water lily), 423 nucleotides. RefSeq names its product TPD1 protein homolog 1-like. Bases 1 to 423 code for a protein of 140 amino acids. The transcript has 3 exons. The record is from RefSeq and is a predicted model, not a curated record. NCBI's taxonomy places the organism in Eukaryota, Viridiplantae, Streptophyta, Magnoliopsida, Nymphaeales, Nymphaeaceae. Gene Ontology annotation, biological process: cell fate determination.